Messenger RNA from Thlaspi arvense, 990 nucleotides. Lineage: Eukaryota; Viridiplantae; Streptophyta; Magnoliopsida; Brassicales; Brassicaceae. The record is from the annotation of a GenBank genome assembly.
AUCGGAGGGUCAAACGCUCGCGACUUCAAUUAUCCGCCAGCUGAUAACUUCCUCGGUCAUUUCUUCGGCGGUGCCGAUUCCUCCUCGCUGAGAUCCGAUUCGACAACUUGCGGAGUCAACUCAUCGGACGGACAGAAACAGCUCGGCAAUAACAAAGAUCUCCUCCUCGACAGAUCCUACGGCGGAUUCAACGAGAUCUCGCAGGACAAGAACAACGACGUCGGAAACAGCUCUGGAUCUUACUCUCUCGCUAGACAACGUAGCUCUCCCGCCGACUUUUUCAGCUACCUCUCCGGAGAUAAGAACAGUUUCUCGUUGAACCAACCAACCAGUGAUUACAAUCAGCAAGGAGGGUCCAUUAAUGCAGGACGAGGACAAUCGAGACUUAAGUCUCAGCUAAGCUUCACGAGUCACGACCCUCUGUCCCGGAUCUCCGAGGUCAACGAGACCCCUGUUCACGAUGGUUCGGGCCAUUCGUUUUCAGCAGCUAGCUUUGGUGCCGCCACUGAUUCUUGGGAUGACGGUUCCGGUUCAAUAGGGUUUACUGUGACCCGACCCACUAAACGAUCCAAGGACAUGGACUCAGGUCUCUUUUCACAGUAUAGUCUUCCUUCAGACACGUCAAUGAACUACAUGGAUAACUAUAUGCAGCUUCCAGAAGAUUCUGUGCCAUGCAAAAUUCGGGCCAAACGUGGCUGCGCCACCCACCCGAGAAGCAUCGCCGAGCGGGAGAGAAGAACGAGAAUAAGCGGUAAACUAAAGAAGCUACAAGAUCUUGUCCCCAACAUGGACAAGCAAACAAGCUAUUCUGACAUGCUGGAUUUAGCGGUACAGCACAUCAAAGGCCUUCAACACCAACUUCAGGUUCUUGUCCCUACGAAACUAGAAAUCAUCUUAUUUUUUCUAUUUACAUCAGCUGAGUCCGUUUUUAGAAAUCUGAAAAAAGAACAAGAGAACUGCACGUGCGGAUGCAGUGAGAGGCCAAGCUAG